Eutrema salsugineum is the source of this 1004-nucleotide messenger RNA. Its product is annotated as NADH dehydrogenase [ubiquinone] iron-sulfur protein 7, mitochondrial. The transcript is spliced from 2 exons. Bases 67 to 717 code for a protein of 216 amino acids. Gene Ontology annotation, biological process: aerobic respiration; mitochondrial respiratory chain complex I assembly; electron transport coupled proton transport. The record is from RefSeq and is a predicted model, not a curated record. Lineage: Eukaryota; Viridiplantae; Streptophyta; Magnoliopsida; Brassicales; Brassicaceae. Gene Ontology annotation, molecular function: 4 iron, 4 sulfur cluster binding; NADH dehydrogenase (ubiquinone) activity; quinone binding.
UAGAGUCGCUGGUUAUCACAACUCCACGACGAAACGAAAAACUCAGAGGACAGAGAGAGACAAACAAUGGCCAUGAUUACGCGCAACACCGCCACGCGCCUCCCUCUCCUCCUUCAAUCUCAACGCGCCGUCGCCGCGGUCUCUCACCUCCAUACAUCGCUUCCCGCACUCUCCCCCUCGACAUCACCGACGUCCUACACCAGACCAGGUCCUCCUUCGACCUCCGCUCCUCCGCCGGGUCUCUCCAAGACGGCGGAGUUCGUGAUCUCCAAGGUUGAUGAUCUCAUGAACUGGGCUCGUAGGGGAUCGAUCUGGCCUAUGACCUUCGGCCUCGCCUGCUGCGCCGUCGAAAUGAUGCAUACCGGUGCUGCUCGCUACGAUCUCGACCGAUUCGGUAUUAUCUUCAGGCCUAGUCCUCGCCAAUCCGAUUGUAUGAUUGUCGCCGGUACGCUUACCAACAAGAUGGCUCCGGCUCUUCGCAAGGUUUAUGACCAAAUGCCCGAGCCAAGGUGGGUGAUCUCAAUGGGAAGCUGUGCCAAUGGAGGUGGGUACUAUCACUACUCCUACUCUGUGGUUCGAGGCUGUGACAGAAUUGUACCAGUAGACAUUUAUGUCCCUGGGUGCCCUCCAACUGCUGAGGCUUUGCUCUAUGGACUCCUCCAGCUUCAGAAGAAAAUCAACAGGCGCAAGGAUUUCUUGCAUUGGUGGAACAAGUGAAGCUUUAAAAAUCCUCCUCCUUCCAAUGUGAAAUGGAGUUUUUUUUCAGACGAUUUUUACCAAAAGUUUGGGGAUAAUAAAAUGUGGACUUCUCACUGCAUGUUUCUUUGUGAUGGAGAUGCCAUGUAAAAGAACGUAUUUCUUUCUUAAGUUUGUUGUUUAAGCUUAAUAAACCUAAAGAUGUUGUUGUUGUCGGAGUUCUUUCUUUUUGUUAUAUCUACCAGUUAUGAGCUAGAUGAUUCUGAACCUUUUGAAUUUAUACAUAUAUAUUAUAUAUAUGUGUGUAA